GUAACUCUGGCAGGCCAGUGUGGUUCAGUUGGUUGAGCAUCCUCCCAUGCACUUCAGGUUCAAUUUCCGGUCAGGUUGCAGAUUAGAUCCCUGCUUGGGAAGUAUGCAGGAGGUGGCCGUCCUAGGCUUCAGCCCUCUCAGUGUUUGACCUCAUUGCACUGCAUUGUAUUAAUCCAGCAAUUUUCAACCUUUUCCAUCUCAUGGUACACAUAAACUAUUUACGAAAAUUCUGAAGCACAGGAAAAAAAUAUUUUUUGUUGAGCUGACCCAAAGAAAUAGGUAUAAGAGGUGUGAAUGAAUCUAAAUUAGAACAUAUCUAUCUUUUUUGUGUUACAUACACCCAUUCUUAUGUCCUUUCUUUGGUGAGUACUCUACCACUCUUUUGCCUUAGAAGUAUAGUAAUGCCCAGUAGCAACUUCCUCAACUGAAUUUUAACUCCUUUCUUAAAAAGCAUGCCAUGGACUCAUUUCUCAAUGUGACAAACAUUUGUGAUGGUGUUGCUCCAUUCUUAGAGUCAACAUGUACUUCACCUGCUUUUAUUUGCAUUCAGGUUACUGCUGUGGAGCAGAGGAUGCAGAAGCACCCUUUGAACAGAGUGUUUCUGUAGAAGUGUCACAGGCCAGCUCCUUCAAGGUAGCUCUGCAUUCCCAGAACACCCACUUCUGUGACAGUUGUGGUUCAGUCUUGAGAUACAUACUCCACUUGCCUGAGCCCCAAGGAACACCACACAGCCAGACAGUGUUCAGCUGUGGGGUAUAUAUGAAACAAUUUUAUUUUAGUGAAAACCUCCAGAAACACCAGAAAAAGAGAAAAAAUUGUUUUACCUGGGGAAAAUAUAAAGAAGCUUUCAGUCCCAGACACAAACAUGCUCAGGACCAAGAUGUUCACACUGGAAGACAGUGUUUUCUGUGCAGUGAAUGUGGGAAAGCAUUCAGGUGUCAAUCCUCAUUAGUUGUUCACCAGAGAGUGCACAGUGGUAAAAGGCUUCAUGUGUGUGACCAAUGUGGCCAGUCUUUUGGGCGAAGCUCAACCCUCAGUCAGCAUCGAAGAAUUCAAUGUGGGUCAAAGCAGUACAAGUGUGGAAAAUGUGGGAAGUAUUUUAACCAAAAAUUGGUCUUCAUUUAUCCCUGGAGAAGUCAUAGUGGACAAAAAUGUGAGUGGUGCCGUGAAUGUGCACAAUCUUUUGGCCGUAAAUGCAUCCUUAUUCGACAACGGACAGCUCCCUCUGGAGAAAGGCGUUAUGAGUGCACACAUUGUGGGAAAUCCUUUAGAAGAAAAUUUUACCUCAUUUUACAUUGUAGAAUUCACACUGGAGAAACGCCUCAUGAAUGCAAUGAGUGUGGGAAAACCUUUACCAGUGGUUCAGUACUUACCCUACACCAGAGGGUACAUAUGGGAGAAAGGCCUUUUCAGUGCAGUAAAUGUAGGAAGUCCUUCCCCAGGAGUUCAGUACUCAUUCUACACCAGAGAGUGCACACAGGAGAAAGGCCUUAUGAGUGCAGUGACUGUUGGAAAUCCUUUAGCCGCCAAUCUUACUUCACUCAACACAGGAUAGUUCAUAAUGAAAGAAAGUCUUAUGAAUGUACUGAGUGUGGGAAAUCUUUUACCUCUCAUAAUGGCCUUCGUUACCAUUUGAGAGUUCACACUGGAAAAAGGCCUUAUCUCUGCAGUCAGUGUGGGAAAUCUUUCCUCUGUGGUUCCUACCUCAGUAUUCAUCAAAGAGUACACACAGGAGAAAGACCUUAUCAAUGCAGUGAAUGUGGGAAAUCCUUUCUACGAAGACAUCACCUUCUUACACACCAGAGAGUUCACACAGGAGAAAGACCUUACCAGUGCAAUGAAUGUGGGAUAUCUUUUACAUCUGGUUACAACCUGAAUAGUCAUCAGAGAGUACACACCAAAGAAAGACCUUAUCAGUGCAGUGAAUGUGGGAAAUCCUUUAUCCUAAGACAACACCUUCUUGUACACCAGAGAGUUCACGGAGGUCAGGCUCCUUAUCAGUGUAGUCAGUGUGGUAAAUCUUAUUGUUCAAAGUUUAAUCUCAUUCAACAUCAGAGAGUUCACACAGGCGAAAGACCUUAUCAAUGUAGUGAAUGUGGGAAAUGUUUUACCUCUAGCUCUGUUUUUAAUUAUCAUAAGAAAAUUCACAGUGGAGAAAGGCCCUAUCAGUGCAGUGAAUGUGGGAAAUCUUUUUUAUCAAGUUCGAACCUCAGUACUCAUCAGAGAGCACACACAGGAGAAAGACCUUAUGAGUGUAGUGACUGUGGGAAAUCCUUUUCCCGAAGAUACCACCUACAUGCACACCAGAGAGUUCACACAGGAGAAAGGCAUCAGUGCAAAGAAUGUGGUAAAUCUUUUGCAUCUGGCUUUAACCUCAGAAAUCAUCAGAGAGUUCAUACAGGAGAAAAGCCUUAUGAGUGCUGUGUAUGUGGGAUAUCUUUUACCACUAGGAGAAAUCUUCGUUUUCAUCAGGGAGUUCACAGUGGAGAUGGUCCUUAUGAGUGCUGUGAAUGUGGGAAAUCUUUUACCUCUUGUUAUGCCCUUCGUGAUCAUCAGAGACUUCACACAAGCAAAAAGCCUUAUAAAUGUACUGAAUGUGGGAAAUCCUUUAGAGCCAAUUCUCACCUCAUUGAACACUGGAGAGUUCACACUGGAGAAAAGCCUUAUCAGUGUAGAGAAUGUGGAAAAUCUUUUUCAUCUGGCUCUGGCUUCCGUUAUCACCAGAGUGUUCACACUGGGUUACGGCCUUACGAGUGUAGUGAGUGUGAGAAAUCUUUUCUCAGGAACUCAGCACUCAUUCGACAUCGAAGAACUCACACAGGAGAAAGGCCUUAUGUGUGCAGUAAAUGUGGGAAUUCCUUUAUGCAGAGACAUCACCUUCUUGUACACCAACGAGUUCACACAAGAUAAAGGCCUUAUGGUUGUAGUGAAUGUGGGAAAACCUUGAAGGAUAGUUCCCAGUGCAAUUCACACUGGAGAGUUCACACUGGAGGUAGUUGUUUGAGUCUAAAAAUUGGGGAAAUUUAUUGGCCAUAAUUCUUACCUUUCUUAACACCUGAGUCUUCAUAUUGGGAAAAGGUCUUAUGAGUAUAGUGAAUGUAUGAAAUAUUUUGCCUAUAUCUAUGGAGUUUGCUUUUACCUGAGAGUUCACACAGGAUGUGGACUGUAUGGUGUAGUAAAUGUGAAAAACCUUUUACCCAGUUCUUGACAGUCUUUUACUACCAGAGAGUUCACCCAGAAAAAGGACUUACUCAUGCAUGGAAUGUGGGAGAUUUCCCCCCCUACAAAUUACUUUAUUAUACAGUGUGAAACUUACACUAGAUAAAGAAUUUAGAUGUUUGAUGGAAUGUGUAGUUUUCUUGUCCAGUGCAAUGACAGUGGAUGAAACCAUGAGAAACCAUCUGUCUGGAUUCAAUCUCCUAUUUCCAGUUGUCAAAUUUGGGAAAUUCACCUAAAGUUUCAGUUAUGUAGGAAGCAUGUGUAUUUUGCAUACUUUCUAACUUGCCCGGGGCUCUUUGCCAUUUUCUGUUGUCAAAGGCAUUUCUCUCUACCACAUGGCAGGUUCCCACCUUUUGUGUCCAUUACCAUCCUGAUGUGCUCAAAAAGCUGACUUCUGUUUUCUCACAUACUGGAGAAAAUUAGGAUCAACCUGAGCUCUUUGGAGUUAACAUUGGACAGGAACCCAACCCAUUGCUGACUCAGAAAAUUUCACGAGUCCAGAUGGAGGGCCACGUUCUCCCAUGAGUUUUUUCAGCUUCUAAGUCACCAGUCUGAACCGUUUGCUGCACAUUUCUUUGGUUUGUAUAAUACUGUCUAAGUCUGUCCUGUAUAAGUUCUCUUUUAUUGGGGUGUUCUAUUUACUGUGUGGUGGCUUAUAAAUAGAUUUCGGCUCCACAAGUGUGAAGUGUGAACAUUCUUAUGGGUGUAUCACACUUUGUGGUGGUUCUGGUGACAGUAUAAUGGCAAAAUAUAGCUCACUGUGUGCCAAAUUUGCAUUCUUGCCAAUGACCUCCUAGGGAGACUCCAGGGCAUUUUAGGAGAUUCAGAAAUCACCCUGAGUAGGGGUCAGAUGUGACAUUCUCAAGUGCUUCUUGAAAAAGCAUGAAUUUUUCCUUUGUUCACAGAGGAUAAUCUCGGGAUAUUGAGGAGAGUCUGUUUCCUAGGUCCUGCAAAGAACCCUCUGUCCUGAUAUUCACAAUUUAGUAGGCGAUUGUCACUGAUUGUGAGACAAUAGUGGUGAGCGGAGACCAUAACUGCCACUGAAACAACACUGGAUUGGUAGGGAUUGGAGGAGACUUUAGCUAAUACUAUGGAAUGUACAUCCUGUAAACGUGAAUCCACAAAUGUUUCUGGAAAAGUGAUGGGACAUGAUCAGUGUGCACACAAAUCUCAGCAUCUCCAGGCAUAUUUAUCUUGUGUAGCUGAAAUCUUUUUCAGAGAAAAUUAAAAGUUUUGUGUAUUGCUGUCAUGAUGAUCUCCUGAAGGCCACUGUUGCACAGCCAGGGAAACAAAGAUAAAGGAAGGUAGUCCAGAGAUGUGGCUCUUGUGACCCAGCCAGCCUUCCUUUUGAGUGAAAUAGAAAUGUUCCUUAUUGCCUAGCCAGGCAUGGCUCAGAGGUUGAGUAUCGACCUAGAAUCCAGGAGACUGAGGUUUGAUUC
Messenger RNA from Miniopterus natalensis, 4658 nucleotides. Lineage: Eukaryota; Metazoa; Chordata; Mammalia; Chiroptera; Miniopteridae. The record is from RefSeq and is a predicted model, not a curated record.